CAUUAGUAUAAAAAGACUGUGAUUGGGCGGCGCGUCCGGACAUCAUACCCCCGGCGCGCGGAGACGGAGAUUUGCGUUGGAGCCGCUAGUUUAAUCCCCGGUUGAUGAACACAGCGAAGCCUUCCCUGGAGCUACGACGAGUUUAAGGAGCUCCACUGUGGGGACAGCGAGCAUGGCAGCAAGUUCAACCAAAUACACGAGGUUAUGAAAUACGCACCGCGCGUCGGUCCGCCCGCUACGGGGCCGAACCGGACGAUGGGUACGGGGCCAGAGGACCUGCUGGUCGCCCUGCAGAUCCUCCCCGGGUUCUUCUCCAACUGCCUGUUCCUCGCGCUGUACGACUCGGUGCUGCUGCUGAAGCGCGCUGUGUCGCUGCUCCGUGCCUCCCGCUCAGCGCGGGGAGGCGGAGAGUGGCAGCGCGCGCUCACCUCGGAGGGGAUGCGCUCCAUCUGGAAGGGCUUCCUGCUGGACGCCAACAAGCAGGUCAAACUCGGCGGCGAGGCGCCCAACUCAAAGGUGGUCAACAUCCCGGGCGGUCGCCCCGGCGCCGGGGGCCCGGCCGGCGGCCCCGUGCGCGGCCCCGGGGGGGAGUGCCACCUGUUGGACUUCGAGUCGUCGGACCGCCCCCUGGUGGUGAACUUUGGCUCGGCCACCUGACCCCCCUUCAUCAGCCACCUGCCGGCCUUCCGGCGGCUGGUGGAGGACUUCAGCCCCGUGGCGGACUUCCUGCUGGUGUACAUCGACGAGGCGCACCCCUCGGACGGCUGGGCGGCGCCCGCCACGGGCCAGCGCCGCUUCAACGUGCGAAAGCACCGCGACCUGGAGGAGCGCGUGGUGGCGGCGCGCAGACUCACCGAGCACUUCGGCCUGCCGCCGCAGUGCCGGCUGGUGGCGGACAGCAUGGACAACAACGCCAACGCCGCCUACGGCGUGGCCAACGAGCGCGUCUGCAUCGUGCAGCGCCGCAAGAUCGCCUACCUGGGCGGGAAGGGACCCUUCUUUUACAACCUGAAGGACGUCCGCCAGUGGCUGGAGCAGACCUACGGCCGGCGGUAGGGUCAGGGGUCAGGGGUCAGGGGACAGGACGGUAGGGUCAGGGGUCAGGGCGGUAGGGUCAGGGGUUCAGGGCGGUAGGGUCAGGGGUCAGGGCGGUAGGGUCAGGGGUCAGGGCGGUAGGGUCAGGGGUCAGAGGUUACGUUAAGAUCAUCUAUUUUUGUACUUGAGGGGAGGCGGACUGGGCCGGUGGUGCGUACGAGCAGCAGGAUAGGGCGGAGGGAAGGCAGGAGGAGUGGAGCACCCCCCAGAAGGGGACCAACAUGACGGGUGUUCACCAGAACGCCACGCCCCCUGCCGAGGCGGUUAUUAUGGGCUGGUUGAUGCAGUGAGUGGACGGCAGGGUGCUUCGUGUGCGUCUGUGACGACUGCGCAUCCCUUAGUUACGAGCAGGAAGGCUUUGAAACCAAUGCCGCUGUUUGAAGAACACCAAAUUAAAUGAGAGAAAGAGACCAGCUUUGUGUUCAUAUCUGUAUACAUAUUUAAAUAUGAACAAACAUAAUUUAUUUUUAAAGUGUUUUUAACAAUGUUUUGUCAUUUCACAGAGGCAAAAUGUUUCUAAUGUGCAAUUCGACACCCUUUAGGUUAUUUAAGAGGUCGUGAUUAUGUGAGUCUCUUGUCAUAGUAGGACGCCAUUCCAGAUCAUCUUGGAUCCAUCCCAGGAUGCUUUAGAGGUCGUACUGUCAGCACGUUGAUGGAAUGCACGUUUGGAUGACACACUUACAUGUGACUUUGGUUUAGUUUCCACGCAAGCUUCACAACUAUCUUAAAACAACACUACAUUACAAUAAUAAACGAUAAUAACCCUACUUUUCAGUUCGGUUUAACAAAAAGUAGGUAAGAACGUCCAUGUGACAAUAACGGCCACGCAAUCGCUUCUGGGGCAGCUGAGAAAGCAACUUUAAAUUGCUGGCAAUUUCUUGUAGAAGGCAAGUGAUGGUGGUAGGGGCUGGAGUCAUAAAGGAUAAGGGAGACGAUGCAGAUGUUUCCAUAAGAGCAGAUUAUAUUUUGAGUUAAACACAGUAUAUACCCAUGACUAUUUAGUGCCGACACAGAGUCCGACCAGACACAGCAUGUUGACAGUAUUUUCCAGACUCAUGUAUUGGUCCAGUGUGUAAUAACAAUGGUGUCUGAUUAUGAUAGGUUCGGUUAUGUUUUAUGUUAUGUUCCUGAAAUGUUGUUUGGGCAUUCAUUUCGGCAUAUUUUGGCUGUAAAGAAAGUGGUUAAAGUAGCCUUCUCUGAGCACAACUGCAGCCUCAAGACUUUCUGUGAUGAUGCAUUUGCAUCUUUAAUGGACUCAAGUUUUCAAGCAAACAAAAAAAUCUAUUAUCUCUUUCAAGAACUGAUAAAUGUCAAGACGUUUUCAAAAGAUGACCGACGCAUUAGACUUGUUUCACUGUUCUGCUACGAUCCAAGGGUUGUCAUGGUAAAUUAUGGAAAUAAAUGUCUUUCUAUUUUUGGUACACCAAAUUAUUUACAUGGUUUGAAUCCUAUUAUUAUAGAUCGUCCCAAUUUGGCCUCUGCCCCUUGAACAACACUUGACCUGCAUUUGGCAGCAAACUCACAAUUAGUUUGGUGAUCUGUUUAUGUCAAGGAGCCAGAAAGUUGCACGGCACAUUUAGUCUGAAUCAUGAGAAUUAGGGGGUCGCUGAAGGGGUUCUUAAAUAAGUGGUUAGGGUCAGUCAGUCAGUGGUUAGGGUUAGUCAGUCAGUGGUUAGGGUUAGUCAGUCAUACUUUGCCUCACCAGGCGUCGCUGCUAAACCAACCGGUUGAUAUGUUUUGCUUCAACGGGACCAAAGGUGUACGAAUGAAAACCUUAGACGAAAGGGUUCCUGACCCUGUCUAAGGUUGGAGAGUAAAGCCACACCAUCGUCCUGUUGGACAGAACACUCACCGCUGUUCAUUUUGUACAAAAACAAUAUCUUCGAUUUGUAUUUUCACUUACUGAAAGCAUAACCACUUUCCUUGUUUUUUUGUAAUCUAUUGUGCUGUUUCAUUACUUUUGAGGGCAAGCUCCUGCGUUUUCUAUGUCAAAGAGAGAUUAAUGAAAAAAUGUAAUAAAGGUGAAUGUCUGAUA
Molecule: messenger RNA, 3130 nt
Organism: Gadus morhua (Atlantic cod)
Lineage: Eukaryota; Metazoa; Chordata; Actinopteri; Gadiformes; Gadidae
Gene: dio2
Product: iodothyronine deiodinase 2
Exons: 2
Biological process (GO): thyroid hormone metabolic process
Molecular function (GO): thyroxine 5'-deiodinase activity
Source: RefSeq, a predicted model, not a curated record